Aspergillus piperis CBS 112811 is the source of this 714-nucleotide messenger RNA. RefSeq names its product cupin domain-containing protein. The record is from RefSeq and is a predicted model, not a curated record. Lineage: Eukaryota; Fungi; Ascomycota; Eurotiomycetes; Eurotiales; Aspergillaceae. The transcript has 3 exons. The coding region runs from base 65 to 421 and encodes 118 amino acids.
UAGAAAGAAAGACUCUCAUACAAGUAUCCAAUUUGUGACUACUACGAAUCCCUAUACACCAAACAUGGCCAUCGCAUUCAAGCACCACCCUCGAUCCCAACAAACCUAUGAGCCUCCGCUCAUUGCCAAUGAGAAUGCAUUUCUGGGGGAUGUGGAUUCAAGUGACAGCUACAACCCCGAAAAACCCAUCUCGGCCGGUUUCUACCGUCUGGAAAAAGGGACCCCACUCGUGUACGAAUACACCUUCGAUGAGAUGAAAAUCAUCCUGGAAGGCAAGUUCGAGAUCUCGGAUGAGACCGGUCAGAAGGUUGAGGCUUUUCCCGGGGAUGUGUUUCAUUUUCCCAAGGGAAGUAAGGUGACUUUUACGACACCGUCGUAUGGGUUGGCUUUUUUUACGGGACAACGGGCCAAGAGUGUUUAAGUGAUGAUGUAAUUGAAAAUAUCCUGGGUUGUGUUGAAUUAAAUUCAAUUCCUUGCUGUUAAACCGGGUUAUUUAUUACUGGAAGAUAGUCUAGUUGAUGGCUGGGAGAUGAACCAUGGUUUGGUAGACAGAAAGGUUCCACUGCUUAUGGGAGCGGUUCCUUGGUUGUGUUUACGGGAAGUGUAAACAAGAACCAGGGCGCGAUGACGCCGGUGUGGAUUGCAACCCCUCUUCUCUAAAUCAACUUGCUAGUAACUAGUACUGUUUCAAUGUUGAAUUGCUUUAAUUUAAAA